Aegilops tauschii subsp. strangulata is the source of this 3010-nucleotide messenger RNA. Its product is annotated as pentatricopeptide repeat-containing protein At3g24000, mitochondrial. Gene Ontology annotation, molecular function: RNA binding; zinc ion binding; protein binding. The record is from RefSeq and is a predicted model, not a curated record. NCBI's taxonomy places the organism in Eukaryota, Viridiplantae, Streptophyta, Magnoliopsida, Poales, Poaceae. Gene Ontology annotation, biological process: RNA modification.
AUAUUCUCGCUGUUCUUUUCACACGGACCCUCGUUUCUUCUCGCCUUCUCGGGAGCAAAACGUCGGACACCUGCCGCCAUCGCCACCUCCAUGAGAAAGCCCCUCAAGCUUCUGCCCAACUGCCUUCUCCUCUACCGACACACCAGACCCUACACCCCAACCGCGGCCAACCCCGUCCCGGCCGCCUCCGCCGUCCUCCGUGACCUCGAUCUCCUGGACGCCGGCGAGCUCGCCCCGACCCCGCGCGUGUACCACUCGUUCAUAACCGCCUGCGCGCAAUCCAAGAACCUCGAGGAUGCCAGGAAGAUCCACGCGCACCUGGCCAGCUCCCGUUUCGCGGGCGACGCCUUCCUCGACAACUCGCUCAUCCACCUCUACUGCAAGUGCGGCAGCGUGCUGGAAGCGCGGAAGGUGUUCGACGAAAUGCGGAGGAAAGACAUGGUCUCCUGGACCUCGCUCAUUGCCGGGUUCGCGCAGAACGACAUGCCGGCGGAGGCCAUCGGGCUGCUCCCUGGCAUGCUGAAGGGGCGCUUCAAGCCGAACGGGUUCACGUUCGCCAGCCUCCUCAAGGCUGCCAGCGCUUAUGCUGACAGCGGCAUCGGGAGGCAGAUCCAUGCUCUCGCUGUGAAGUGUGGUUGGCAUGAGGACGUCUAUGUUGGGAGCGCGCUUCUCGACAUGUAUGCGCGGUGUGGGAAGAUGGACAUGGCCACCGCAGUGUUUGACAAACUUGACUCGAAGAAUGGGGUUUCCUGGAACGCAUUGAUUUCCGGGUUUGCGAGGAAGGGUGAUGGAGAGACUGCUCUGAUGGCCUUUGCAGAGAUGCUGAGAAGUGGGUUUGAGGCGACACAUUUUACAUACUCCAGUGUCUUCAGUUCUAUCGCUCGUUUAGGUGCUCUUGAGCAGGGGAAGUGGGUGCAUGCACAUGUGAUUAAGUCUCGGCAGAAACUGACUGCAUUUGUUGGAAAUACAUUGCUUGACAUGUAUGCAAAAUCAGGGAGCAUGAUCGAUGCGAGAAAGGUGUUUGACCGUGUGGAUAAUAAGGAUCUAGUUACUUGGAACACAAUGCUCACAGCAUUUGCACAAUAUGGACUGGGGAAGGAGGCAGUCUCCCAUUUCGAGGAGAUGAGGAAAUCUGGCGUUUACCUGAAUCAGAUCACCUUCCUUUGCAUUUUGACUGCCUGUAGCCAUGGAGGACUGGUGAAGGAGGGCAAGCGUUACUUUGAAAUGAUGAAGGAGUACGAUUUAGAACCGGAGAUUGAUCAUUAUGUUACGGUUGUUGCUCUUCUCGGCCGAGCUGGUUUACUAAAUUAUGCUCUGGUCUUUAUAUUUAAAAUGCCCAUGGAGCCAACUGCUGCAGUUUGGGGAGCCUUGCUUGCGGCCUGCAGAAUGCAUAGGAAUGCUAAAGUAGGGCAAUUUGCAGCUGAUCAUGUCUUUGAACUUGACCCAGAUGAUACUGGUCCACCUGUCCUGUUGUAUAACAUAUAUGCUUCCACGGGCCAAUGGGAUGCUGCUGCUAGAGUGAGGAGAAUGAUGAAGACAACUGGUGUGAAGAAGGAACCUGCAUGCAGUUGGGUUGAGUUAGAGAACUCUGUGCACAUGUUUGUGGCAAAUGAUGAUACUCAUCCACGAGCGGAAGAGAUAUAUAAGACGUGGGGUGAGAUAAGCAAGAAGAUUAGGAAAGAAGGAUAUGUUCCUGAUAUGGAUUAUGUGCUUCUGCGUGUAGAUGAUCAAGAGAGGGAGGCAAACCUACAGUACCACAGCGAGAAGCUCGCGCUUGCAUUCGCACUGAUCGAAAUGCCUGCAGGGGCAACAAUUCGUAUAAUGAAGAAUAUUAGGAUAUGUGGGGAUUGCCACUCUGCAUUCAAAUACAUCUCGAAAGCUUUUGGAAGGGAGGUUGUUGUGAGGGACACAAAUAGAUUUCACCAUUUCAGUAAUGGAUCUUGUUCCUGUGGAGAUUACUGGUGAUUCUGCCAAGCUGUAGUGCGUUUAUGAAUCUACAAGGCCAUAGGCAGUGGCGGAGCUUCACUAGGGCCAAGGGGGGCUAUGGCCCCCCUACCCUAGAGAAAGUAUAUGAAAUACCAUUAAUUGGUAAGCUAAAAUUUUAAAAAUGAUCAUAGUUUAAGCAGAAUAUGUCCUUUUGCCCCCCCAUAACUCGGCUUUGCCCCCUCAACAAUCUCUGUCAAGCUCCGCCACUGGCCAUAGGUUGAUUCAGUAACAGCCAACAGGGACCUUUUUAUGGACUGAUAAAGGGCAAACUAUUUCUGCUUGAUUGUCUCUGUUGACAGGGCAAACAGCACGCUCCGGCCCUGAAGAUCAUUUGACAUCCGUCAUGAGGGAUGGACUCCAGAAGACAUGUGCUUUCAUCCUUCUAGCGCAAUCGAUAAAAUUUCAUGGGUUGCUGAAACAGCAUCAUUGUCUGCGUGAUUUCUGGGAGGAAAGUAGACCUGCAUUUGGAGGCACAAUCUCCGACUGGAAACACACUUCAGAUGGCUUUAUUUUCCAGGGUAUAUCGGGUUCAGCUCAGAGCUCACAAAGCGCAAUGCACGGUGAUUUUGCUAACCAUUGCCCUCUGGGACUGAUGAUGGCUCUUUUUUAGUCACUACUCCACAAAAUAUGUCCCUUUUGGAACUGCCAGAAGCCUCUGGGAAUAUGCGUGGUUGUUCUGCUCGGCUACUGGAGGUGAUUGUCCAACAAAGGAAUGCACUUGAUUCAGUGUGGCGACAGUGACAGAUCGGUUUACUCUUCCUUGGUUGAGGAGAUAAAGCUACUCCUAAACCUACGCAGAACUAGUAUUUUACUGACGUUAGACGCUCACAACAUAAGGUUAGCAAUUGUUUUGCUAUCUUUGAUCGUGUGGAAGGCAGAACUAUGACUUGGCUAGGGUCUGGCCGUCCUUGUGAGGUGAUUGAGUUCAACAAUGUUGAUUGUAAUCCUCUUCUGGUUGAGUAAUACAAGUGUUUUACUCGGAAAAAAAAAGAUCAUGAUUACAAUGAUAUUGGGGGAGGUUUUA